AUGGCGGCCCAGCUGGUUGAAUUUUUCAUUGCCGGAAAUCUAAAUAGUGAGGAAAUUUUAAAAUUUGUUUCAAGUAAUGACUGCAGUGCAAUAUGUGAUCAGCUUCAGAUUCCAUCUGUAAACUCAACAGAAUUCAUCUAUGAACUCUUAAUGUAUCUUCGUGAGCAGUGCAGCAAUGUAUUUGAACAUGCACCAAGGAGCUAUACGGUUCUGAGCCCACGCAAAAAUCGUCGAUUAACAUCAUCGAAACCCAACAGUGACAGACCCUCUGAUAAAGGUACACCUGAAAGGAUUAAUUGUAGUAACUCGGACUGCCCUCGUCAACUAUGUAAUCCUUUGGAAAUUAGGAAUAGUUCUCAAUAUGAUGGAUCGAGAAAUAGCACAUACCGAGAUCAAACGGACUUUUCUGCCUCGUCGCUUGCAGCACAUUGUGGGUCACCGGCAGCUUUAUCUUUCAGUACGGAGGAAUUUCCGUCGCUUAGUGAUUCUUCAACUCCAAUCAAGGGUGGCGGAAAAACUCCCAAAAGAGAGAAGUUACUACAUUCAACUCCAAUUCGAUCGCCAGGAAACCUUGACGUAGAUACUUCUCCCUUAGCAUCUGAAGGUAUCUUCAGUCGCUCGCUUCCGAAAAGCAGUAGGGCUGAUCGAGCUAAGCAGACUUCUUUGACCCCACAGACAGCGCAGUCGCAUGUCAAGGAUGCAACACAUGAGCAGUCGGUCUCGCCGAAAAAAAGAAUUACUCCGACGCCUGUCAGCGUAUGGCAAAAGCCACCAGUCCUUAUUGCUGAUUUCGUGAAUACGCCAGAGAUGAGCCGUAGCCCUCAAGAAGCGACGCAGAGGCAAAAGAAGAUUGCUCGAACCAUGAAACAAGACAACGCUUCAAUAGUACCCACAUCGAGUGACGAAAUGAUUGAUUCGCCCGAGAUGGAACUUGUGUGUCGACAGGAAACUCUUGAUCGUCUCGCGCACCUUUACGCCAAUUGUCUGACGCGCAACUUUGUACCAAACCUUUUAGUCGAAAUACAUUUCGUUCUACAAUUGCUCGUCGUCAAAAUAAAGCGCAUGAACUCGCAGAGCAGCCUACUGCUCGGUACUAUCAGCAAUUGUGGCUAUUUUGCGGUCCAAGUAUUACGCUAUAGUGAUUCUCUCUUAGCAAUUCUUGGGCGUGACAUGCUUAAGCUUCUGAGGGAUCUUCCGCAUGUGCAAAGGAUGAACCUGGAAUUGCAUAAUCGGUUGGCGGAACUGUACAGUCAAGAAAGGAGUUUCUCGACUUUUCGGAGUAGUUUUAUUCAAGGAGUAUCGUUCGAUACGUCUAUCGAUAACGCGGAUAAUUUUCCGACACAGCAGCAGUUUGGAGCCUUUCGCCGCCAAAGAGAUGCAUUCUGCCAAUUACUGAAAGACUGGCAAGAGGCGACCUUUGGAUACGAUAAUCAUGAGCUGCGUUUUGGUAGUAGAGUCCGCAAUAUUUUCGAGCUAUGUAUGGACUCGUGCAAUUUAUUGCAUCUUGCGCAGCUUUUGACGCGCCACUUAGUUGCCACAUGCUGUGGAAGUCUCGAAACUGACGAAUCAGGGACUACAUCCGAAAAGGUCAUUCAAGAUCUCCGCAACUUAAAUCCCGAUAAGCUGUCGAAGCUAAGAGGUCGGCUUAAGAAGCCUGUCUCCACUUCGCUGUCGACGCGAUACCAGUUUAAUGGGCACCAAGCAUUUUUUCAUAGCUUUAUUCUUGAAGCAAAUUACGCGCAAUUUUAUGUUCAUCUUAAGAGUGUUCUUGUGAAUCAUAUAUUCAACGAAGACAGACAGGAUAUGACCCCUGGUGAUACUGAGACUAGCAUUGACAGCCAAGUUCGUGAAGAACUUUGCACGCAUCUAUACAGACUAAGGCUAUACGGAGCGUUUCUUGGGCUUGUCGAAUUCUUGCCUUACUCGACUGGCGAAUUUGCGAUUCCUCAACUAGAAGAACAUCAGCGUACACUUCGUGAAAAGAUGCCCCCACUUGUGGAUCUUGCCGAGUGCCUGCGUUCAUCUGUACGAGAGAAGCGACUCCUUUUAACAAUGUCCUGGGCUAGCGCGUAUCUUGCAUUGGCUGAUCCGGGUAUUAGCAAACUCUCGACUUACCAGGAGACCUGGAAGAUACUGUCCGCUUUGUUUCGGUCAUGUAAAUCAUCAGAUUUGUGCUCUGUCUUGUUUCGCAUGAUGAUCGGUUGGGUCUAUCACAACCUGGACAUGCCAAUAAUAUUCUCUGGACCCACAAUAGACAUUUCACUUAAGCCCGGCGUUGAAGAACUUAUUGAUGUACAUUUGCUGCAAAUGACGUUUCCGUUUUUGAAUAACUUAAAAUCCAUAGUCAUAGAUUACUAUUGCCUAAAUCCGAAUGAGGUUCGUUUAAAAAAAAUCGCCCCUGUACCGGUCGGUUGCGAGUCACGGCACGAACUUAAUCUAGAAGCCAAACUGGAAGAAACAUUCUUUUUCAUACAUCCUCCUUCGGUCAAAAGAAACGUGGCUCAUGUUGCCAAGGAGAUCCCUGAAAACGUGGUCAAGUCUAAAAAGCUCGAGCUAGAACUCCAGUUUCGUGAGGACGUAAAAGCUUCUCUGAAACAAGUACGGGCCAGCGGAAAAACGGUUAUAUCAGAGAUGAUGCGAACCCUCGCUCAAAAUAUGUGUGCCAGAUUGCAGUUAAAGGCAGAAAACAUUCUUCUUCCGGCGUGUGAUUUGCAUAUGGGUCGUGCUCUCAGUGAGCUUUUGUCCGUCGACUGUAGCCCAGACGCAGUGCUUGUAGCAAAGAAGAUUUGUGCUAAACAGUGUCACAUGCAAAUACAAAACUGGAUCCGAUCUCGUAUCUCGAAGGAGUACCUACACAGUCUAAUUAAGGAAUGUAAUAAGGAUGCUAUUGAUGAAGUUGAUAUAAUGGAUGAGGCUGCGCUUGAACAAAAAUCGGUGGAAAUGCACGAAGCUACCAAUUCAGUAGGUUACGUUAUCGACUCGCUGGAACAUCUAAUAAGGGUAACACUUAAAAGCCGUUUACCACCGUGGAAGACGACGGUUGAAAGUGCCCGCCAGGCUUUAUUGCAUCGUCGUGAAUGGACUCAAGCGUCAUUGAGUGCUACUAAAAGUCUUCUCGUUGACUUGGGGAUGAUAUCGAUUAUGAGAGUCGGAACAAUGGAGGUUGCUUGCGCUGUUAUUAAGAUACUGAAAGAGGUUGGUUUGCAUGAAGAGUACGAAGUUGAUUCAGCCAGAAACCGAUAUAUUUUUGAACAUUUUGCCGAUGGAGACAGCGAAUCGUCAAAAGCUUUGCUAAGUGAAUAUCAGUUGAUGAUUGACAAUAUAAAUGCGUAAUCGGUGAUUUAGAUGCUUUAGAAAGAGUUGUUGUUUGUGUGUGUAUAUGUAUAUAUACACAUAUAUAUAUAUAAGGCUUGGUAAAAAUCUAUAUUCUAAACGUACCGUUGAAUAGUGCUUUUAGUUAGCUCUUCGCGUAGUGUUAAAAAUCAAAAACUAUUUAUAAAAAAACUUACACUUUCAUACUUUAUUACCCAUUAUUGUUUGAUAUAAUUAUUAUUGAGAACCCUGAUAUUACUAGAUGCGCUCAACGUAAUUAAAGAGCUUAGUAACACAGUCUUAUCCCAUUUUGACUGUAAAAAUAAAGAAAGCAUGUAACACAAUAUCGUGUUAUACUGGUUCAUUUAGUGAUUAUGCAAUGCACAA
Messenger RNA from Varroa destructor (honeybee mite), 3699 nucleotides. RefSeq names its product codanin-1 like protein dlt (gene dlt). The record is from RefSeq and is a predicted model, not a curated record. Gene Ontology annotation, molecular function: ATP binding; protein serine/threonine kinase activity. Lineage: Eukaryota; Metazoa; Arthropoda; Arachnida; Mesostigmata; Varroidae. Gene Ontology annotation, cellular component: nucleus. Gene Ontology annotation, biological process: protein phosphorylation; chromatin organization.